AUGCAAUCACAAGCCAAAGGCAAAAGACAAUUAGAGCUUGGAGUUUUUGGACAUCAUGAACUGGAAUGCCAGCAACCGAAUGGUUGUCUAUACGAUCCUGGGCACAAUAACCAAAAUAAUGAUAAUGAGCCCGAUUAUAAUAUCAACGGUGGUCAAGUGGCACAAUUACAAGAUAUAAACACGCAUACUCCAACAGCUGGCGUUUAUGGACAACACCUCCAGUUGUUUUAUCCUAACAGCGACAGUGCACAUCAGCCAAGAGUACAAUUAGUGUAUUAUAAUCAUCCAACAGCUAUUGAAUCCACACAUGCUCAACAAAAUUACGGACAUGCAUUACAACUUCAACCAGUUCAAUUUAUACAACCAAAUCAUCAACAAAAUCACCAUCACCAUCAAGAGCACCCACAGCCACAGCCAUUGACACACAGCCAACAUGGUUUACAAUAUUACCAACAAUCCCAUGAAGAACCACAACAUUAUCCACCUUAUCAUCACGCACAACAUCAGCAUCCGCAACCACACCCACAACAUCAUCAGUAUAUAGCCCAUCAACAGCAAAAUCUAGCUAAUACUGCUCCACAUCGUUUUCCAGAAACUGAACAGUUGAACACGGAAGAUGUUAAUCCAAAUCAUUAUGCCCAACAACACACUUCUACACAACAUUAUGCUCCAAUCUAUAAUUCACCACAAUUUGAUAUAGGUCACCAAUACUCACACUAUCCACAAUCUUACUUACCACAGAAUAGUCACUUUCAACCAGUUAUACCACAAGGUCGAUAUGCUCAACAUUUUCAGGCACCAUUCAAACCUUCACUAUUUGUGGGAUAUACCGAUGAUGAGAAUUAUAGCCAAACAUCGAAACGUGCUGCAUCUCCAAAGAAUUUCAAGCAUAAGCAAGAGCCCAAUAUUUCUAAAAACUAUCAAGGAUAUCUUAAACCCGUUCAUGAAGUACGUAGGGAGCACGCGUCUCAACAGAAUGAUCAGGCUAAGCGCCAACAUGGAAAGGAUCGUGUCGUUUAUAUGUCACCAGUCAAUAAUUAUGCUUUGUAUAAAAAUUAA
Teleopsis dalmanni is the source of this 1059-nucleotide messenger RNA. RefSeq lists its product as uncharacterized. Lineage: Eukaryota; Metazoa; Arthropoda; Insecta; Diptera; Diopsidae. The record is from RefSeq and is a predicted model, not a curated record. The transcript has a single exon. Bases 1 to 1059 code for a protein of 352 amino acids.